GUACUAGAUCACUAACGAGGAUCUUACCCCAGAUUUAUGCGGAGGAACCUAAAUCACUCAAUGACCAUGUGACUGUAUUGAUAGAUCUGCUACCAGUGUGUGAUAGUACAGAAACUAACAAUGUAUUACAAUUGAUUGGUUUGGUUGCGAAACAAGAUGCAAAGUUACUUGAGCCUCAUGUCAGUACAUUAGCUGAACAUCUUAAAAUCACGGCCACAGCCCAGGCAGUGUUGAUAUCACUGAUAGAUAUGGCGUCAACCAACGCAGCACCGUUAGCCACGUGUUUACCGGCACUCAAAGACGCUGUCAGAAUUCAGUCAACAUUGAUGAGUCUGGCUGCUAAACUAUUUGGUGCUGUUGGAAGAUUGAAUCAGGCUUAUGGCAAAGAAUGCAUAGCGUUUCUAGUAUCGCAACUACCCUAUGUGGACCGUACUACACUAGCGGCUGUACUGAUUGAGAUUAAGAGUAUCGGUGAUCAGUAUCCGGGAUUGUUAGGAGAACACCAGACUGCCAUCAGUAAACAAGGGGAGAGUUUAUCAACAGCUGCCAGAAUGAUUGUACAACAACUCAGAGAAGAUAUUGCUAAAUGUGAUGAUACAGCGGUUGUCAUGGUAGAAUCAUUAACAGCCAGUACAUGUGAAGCAACUUCACAAACAGACAGCGCUGAUCACAAUGACCAAGACGCAAAAUCUGAAACUUUGUCAGUAGAAAAAGACGUCAUAAAAAAGGCGGAGUCUACUACUAGUGUUAAACAUAGUCAUGAACAUUUAAAUGACAGUUUGUCUGAAAAGCAGACAUCAUUAACAGGUGCUACUACAACGACGCAGACAACGACCACGAUGACAACUACCACUACCGCCACCAGCAGCAGUUCAGUUUCAGGAUUGACAGUUGAACAAACUAAUAACAACACCAGUAACACUAAACUCACUGAAAGCAAAGAUGAUUCAGCGACAAAAGGAAGCUCACAGACUGAUACCAUUUCUAAUAUUGUGGAAAGACCACCAAGUGCUAACAGUCGGUCACCUAGCAACAGUAGCCAGGCAACCAGUGCUGUGGUGAGAAAGUAUAGCACAGAGGACAAAAGGGAGUCCAGAUCCAAUUUAAAAAUAGAUGGACUACAAGGCAGUGGAAAAAAUAAACAUAGAGACAGUGGUAUACAACAGUACUUAGCCCAUCGACACAAAGAAAUUACAUCUUAUAUGGAUUCUGUUCGACCAAGGAUACCCGUUCCUCAAGAAUGCCUCGUUGAAGAAGGGUAUUCUUCCAGGACAUUCGGCAGAUUAGAAUUUUACUGCGGCAAGAAAGGACCUCACUGCCUUUUCAAUAAAUCCCCGUUUAUACACACAACUAGAAAUCUACAACCAUGGGUCCAUCUUAUGUUCUUAGAACUGCAGGCCAGUUCCUCUACUUCAGUGUCUUUAGAUGAUGACGGUGUCCAGAAUCUCAAAGCAUGCUGGGAGCAACAGAAGAAAGGUGGUCCAAUUCCUUUCACAAGACUAAUAACACAGCCAUUUCCCAUUUUGAAGGUGCAAGACCAUCUCAUUGAUGAACUGACUGACAUCAGUUACUUUGAUGUGUUUGUGUACAAUAAAAGUUUUGAAACAUGGCUGUGUUUUCUGUGUAAUAACCCAGACAAAGCAUCAGGUUUAUUACAUGAGGGUCAACCAAUGAUUGAAGGUUGUCUAAAAGAAAAAAAAGUAAGAUGGAAAUUAUUUAAAAGAUGGAAGACAAGAUACUUCACAUUAGCAGGUGAACAGCUGGUGGGAAGUAAAAGUAAAUCG
This is a messenger RNA of Saccoglossus kowalevskii, 1784 nucleotides long. RefSeq names its product ventricular zone-expressed PH domain-containing protein 1-like. The record is from RefSeq and is a predicted model, not a curated record. Gene Ontology annotation, biological process: regulation of signal transduction. Gene Ontology annotation, molecular function: phosphatidylinositol-5-phosphate binding. Gene Ontology annotation, cellular component: plasma membrane. Lineage: Eukaryota; Metazoa; Hemichordata; Enteropneusta; Harrimaniidae.